AUGACUGUGUGCAGCACCGUUUCGCGGCGGUUCCCCAUUAUUGCCGCAUUUUCCCUCUUCCUCCAUCCCACUUUCGUUUUAGCAGCUCGAGGGGACUUUCCAUGUCCGGACCCAUACCUCGAUCCCCGGAAUGACUUUUGUAACCCCCUACGAUAUAUCUCGAAUACCACAAUUUCGGGAAUUGCUUUCGCUCUUGUUCUCGCUGUGGGACUCAUUCAGACAUGGCUGACAUACAAACGAGGGGCGAAAUAUAUGCUCGCAAUGGUGAUCGGGUGCUACACGUUUGCACUUGGUAUCGCCCUACGAAUCGGCCUGCAUUUCCAGCCACAGGGGACAGGACUGUACAUCGCCGAAUAUCUAUUCGUCGUGCUUUCGCCGUGCGCAUUUAUUGCGGCGACAUACGUCCUGCUAGGCCGUUUGGCCGCAUACAUAGAUUGCGAUGAAUACUUGGCAGUGAGACCGCGACGAAUCACUAUUGCCUUCGUCACGUCGGAUGUCGUUACAUUCCUCGUCCAGGCUGCAGGCGGAGGCGUGUCAGCCUCAAGUCGCGACCUCCACACAAACGAAAUUGGCUCUAAUAUCUUCCUUGCUGGCUUGGCCGCGCAGUUACUCUCAUUCGUCAUUUUCACUAUUAUACUCCUCUUGUUCCUAUACCGAGUGUACACCCGCCGACAGGAAAUCUGGAACAUCGACUCAAACAAGGCGUGGUAUAACGACUGGCGCGCUCUAGGGUGUGCAUUGGUCAUCAGUUGCAUUGGUAUCCUGAUUCGAUCCGUCUUCCGGACUGUCGAACUAUCAGAAGGGUUCGCAGGACCCCUCGCUACAUCAGAGAAAUUGUUCUACUGCCUUGAUACGCUUCCCCUUUUCAUCGCCAUAUCUGUCUUCAUUCCAUUUUGGCCCGGUCGCUUCAUCACUCCGACACCGAUAACAAAGGAAAGAUCGCCGCAGGCUUCGAUAGAGCUGGGACACGGCAAGCAGCCGGACAGUGGUUGA
Pleurotus ostreatus (oyster mushroom) is the source of this 993-nucleotide messenger RNA. RefSeq lists its product as uncharacterized. The record is from RefSeq and is a predicted model, not a curated record. The coding region runs from base 1 to 993 and encodes 330 amino acids. NCBI's taxonomy places the organism in Eukaryota, Fungi, Basidiomycota, Agaricomycetes, Agaricales, Pleurotaceae. Gene Ontology annotation, cellular component: fungal-type vacuole; plasma membrane. The transcript has 6 exons.